Girardinichthys multiradiatus is the source of this 3839-nucleotide messenger RNA. It is a transcript of the gene ppp1r10, whose product is annotated as protein phosphatase 1, regulatory subunit 10. The record is from RefSeq and is a predicted model, not a curated record. The transcript has 18 exons. Lineage: Eukaryota; Metazoa; Chordata; Actinopteri; Cyprinodontiformes; Goodeidae. Gene Ontology annotation, cellular component: nucleus. Gene Ontology annotation, molecular function: metal ion binding. The coding region runs from base 167 to 2593 and encodes 808 amino acids.
AGGAAAGGCUAGCAUUUAGCUCUCACAGCCCCACCCAUAAGAAGUCUCUCUGAUGAUAAUUAAAACCUUGAAGGUUGACGACAUAUAAAUGAAUUAUGAGCUAUAAGUGCUUGAAAAAGUACAUCAUAAUAUAGCCGAGACGCUGAGGAUCUAUAGUAUCAAUAACAUGGCGAAGGGACCAGUUGACCCCAGGGAGAUUCUGAAAGGCGUUGAAGCCCUGCUUGGAAAGGAUGGAGAGCUCCGCAGCCUGGAGGGAGUCCCGAAGGUGUUUAGCUUGAUGAAAGCUUCUACUAAGAUGGUCAGUAGGUGUAUGUACCUUAACGUGUUGCUGCAGACAAAAUCUCACGAUGUCCUUAACAGGUUUAUCAGAGUUGGUGGCUACAGGCUGCUCAAUUCCUGGCUUACCUACUCCAAAACCACCAACAACAGCCCUCUGCUUCAGCUCAUCCUGCUCACACUGCAGAAGCUGCCUCUCAAAGUAGACCACCUCAAACAGAACAACACAGCAAAACUUGUGAAGCAGCUGAGCAAAAGUGCAGAAACUGAAGACCUGAGGAAGUUGGCGGCUGUUCUAGUGGAUGGUUGGAUGGCUACAAUUCGCUCCCAGAGCGUCUCAAGCAGUGGCAGUUCCCCUGCUGAUAAAAAAAAGAAGAAAGAAGAGAGCAAGAUGCCAGUGAGGGAUGUGAAAGAAAAGAGUGGAGAUGAGGGGAAGAAGAAGGAGAAAUCCAAAGCUCAUGCACCGAGCCAUACAAAGAUUCGCUCCAUAGGACUGGAGAUGGAGGCUUCCAACCCAACCCCUCUUAAAAAGACACCCUCUGCCCCGCAGCUGGGUGAGAAAUAUAUCAUAAGGCCUCCAUUACUGAAGAGGCCGAGUAGCUCUGGUCCUUCAGAUGCUCCACCUCUUGAGAAAAAAUACAAACCCCUAAAUACUCCCUCAAACUCAACCAAAGAGAUCAAAGUGAAGAUAAUUCCAGCACCACCCAUGGAAGCUACAGGCUUUCUGGAUGCCCUGAACUCAGCCCCAGUACCUGAGAUCAAGAUCAAAAAGAAGAAACCACUUGGUGCUUCUACUCCUGCUAACACCAAAGCCGUCUCACCAACGUCAACCAAGGCGAACCCAUUUGACAGCAAACCAGCUGGGUACUCUCCAUCUUCAGCAAGACUACCAUCUCCAGAAGCUGCUGCUUCCACUACUACUACUGCUGCUGAUGAAAACCAGGAACCAGAGCAGCCUUUGACCCCAGUUCCUGCUGAGGACCCAGAGACCUCUGACAACACUGAGAAACCCAACGCCUUGGCAGAACCACGUGCAGAAGAAGAGAGCCUGACCAAGAAGGGCAAAAAGAAAAAGACUGUUCACUGGGCUGAGGAAGACCAGCUCAAACACUACUUCUAUUUUGAUUUGGAUGAGACUGAGAGAGUCAAUGUCAACAAGAUUAAGGAUUUCGGUGAGGCUGCCAAACGGGAACUUAUGAUGGACAGGCAGACCUUUGAGAUGGCUCGUCGGCUAUCACAUGAUACCAUGGAAGAAAGGGUCCCCUGGACACACCCGAGACCUUUGACUUUGGCUGGCAGCUUGGUCACCCCAGGCACCAACAGCACAGAGAAACACACCCAAAGAGAGCGUGAGAUGGGCAUACUGCAGGAGAUCUUCCUUAGUAAAGAGAGUGUACCUGACAGUCCUCAUGAGCCAGACCCGGAACCAUAUGAACCCAUGCCCCCCUGUCUCAUUCCUCUGGACGAGGACUCCUCUAUGGUGGAUGAUAGUUAUUGUGAGCCUGCAGACUCGGUGUCACAGCAGGCCCAGACUGAAGGCUCCAAGCUGCCCCCUGUCCUGGCCAACCUCAUGGUGAACCUGAGCAGCAACUCUCGCAGCCCACAGGCCUCCAACACUGUCAGCAGCCCUGCAGCUCCAGUUGUGAAUGUACAGGAGCUACUCUCAUCCAUCAUGGGAGCUUCUGGAAGUCAGUCUACUGAAGAACUGAUAAAGCAGCCAGACUUCUCAGAUAAGAUUAAACAACUGUUGGGUUCUCUGCAGCAGACACAGAUCCAAAACCAUAGUGGACCACCUCCAGUGAACCAGGGGCUUCUCAGACACGGUCCAGGCAUGAACAAUAUGACCAACAUGCAUAUGCAGUUGCCCAUGAAUGGCGCAUACCCACCCAACAGCUCACCUGGGGGUCCUCGCUUCAACCACCCCCCACCCCCUCACAACCAUGGGCCACCUUUCAACAAUGCUGGAGGCCCUCGCAUGAUGGGCCCCAGACCAGGACAAGGUAGAGGGGAGAAUGGAAAUUACUGGGGAGAUGACUCAAUGAGAGGAGGGCCUCACAGAGGAGGACAUUUCCACCGAGGAGGCCGGGCUCGCGGAGGAGAGCUUGGUUUCAGAGGCAGAGGGCGUGGAGGACCCAGAGGGGGGCACAACAACAUGAAUGAUAUGUCCAAAAGGCCAGUAUGUCGUCACUUCAUAAUGAAGGGAAGCUGCAGGUAUGAAAGCAACUGCGCUUUCUACCACCCUGGUGUGAAUGGCCCACCACUACCACCAAAUCAUCCUGCUAACCAACACAACCAGCACCCACAGCACGGCCACUAGGUGGCACUGUUGCGUUAUCUCUACAACCAUGGUGGCAGUGGAAGACGCAGGCAGACUGACUGAUGUCUUUGACAUGAAUCACAGAGAUCUGCCUCUGCUGACAGAAGCUGUGACAGACAACAGCAAACAAACUCUGCUAGAUGAUCAGAGAUGGGACUCCAGUGUUUUUGUUUUUCUUUUUUUUUAACUGUGAGACUAAAACGAUCCACCACACCUGACCACUGUGUUUGAGUUGCUGCAGCUAUUUAUGGAAUUGCUGUGUUCUUCAUGCCAUAAAUUUCAUUGACCGAAUUAAUUUAAAAAAUGUUCCCCUGAACAACAAAAUAUCCCUCAUUAUGUGGCUUUGGAAUUGGUGCCAAAUAUGCUGCUAUAGGAUUCCUUCAAUUUCCUACGUUCCUAGUAUAGUUUGUACAGAGGGUCCCAAGGUGUUCACUGAUAAGGGUUUAAGGAACACAGAAUGCAGUCAGGUAGUGCUUAGCUUACCCAGUCCUGAGGAAACAAACCCAUGCAAUCUUUCUGACCCGACAAGGCGGGUCCAGAUUUUUUUUUUUGUCUUUUUUGUUGCAGCCAAUAUGAAACGUUAAUAGAUGCUAAUAAAGCUAGGCAGUAUGUUACAUGGAAAUUCUCUGCAUGCAUGUUGGACUCAGCUGGAUUUGUGGGUGUAAUGUGACAAUCAUGGCAUAACUGGUCAUUAUUGUUGAGUGCUGCCUGUUCUUCUGUGCUCUCAUCUAAACCCAGAAAGGGUUUGUGCUUUCAGUGUUAGAGAUGAUGUAUCCAUCUGUGGGUCACCUAUAACAAGUGUUUUCUGUGAAAACAGUUAUUUUUUUCGUCUCUUGUGGGACUUUGAGAAUGUAUUGUUAAAUGUUGCUCCCUCCUACCUUUUUUUUUUUCUUUUUGAUACAGGCUUGGCCUUUGAACCUCAGUAAAAUGUCUUCAUUUUUUGCCAGUACAAAAUGUUGGUAUGAAUACACAACUCACAUAUAUAUAUACAUUUCUUUUUUGUUAUUCUUUUGCACACAUGAAAUGAAGAAAUGUCUAAUUGUGUGACCAAUGUUUUUUUACAUUAAGCCCCAGAAUCCAGAAAAAAUAGGUGUGCUCCAUUAUUUCUUUGUAUUUAAAAAUAUUAACUGUUAGGAUGAUAAACAUGACACUAGAUGAAUCGGACCUAAUUUACUUUAAAAAUGGUAAAAUGUUUUAUUACUUUGGAUGCCUUAUCUGGGGUAAAUAAAGUAUUCAGAACUGAAAA